Molecule: messenger RNA, 1293 nt
Organism: Vigna angularis (adzuki bean)
Lineage: Eukaryota; Viridiplantae; Streptophyta; Magnoliopsida; Fabales; Fabaceae
Exons: 5
Coding region: 109-1293 (394 amino acids)
Biological process (GO): proteolysis
Molecular function (GO): cysteine-type peptidase activity
Source: RefSeq, a predicted model, not a curated record
UCAACUAAGUUCACACGGUUGUCAGCGGUGUUAAGGCUCAUGAAUUUAAAGGCGAGCAAUGGAUGGAGUGAUAAGAGUUUUACAUAAUUGUUGUCGUUGUUGAAUGAAAUGAUGCCAGAUGGAAAUACGUUACCCAAUCGUAAUUAUGAUGCAAAAAAAAUUCUUUGUCCGAUGGGUAUGGAAUAUAAACGGAUACAUGCAUGUCCGAAUGAUUGCAUAUUAUAUAGGAAGGAGAAUGAAGUUUUGAUAAAGUGUCCAAAAUGUGGGUUAUCACGAUACAAGUCAAAAAACAGCGGUGAAGAUGGUGGUCACACAGAAAAGAAUGGUUCUGCAGUGAAAGUAGUUUGGUACCUUCCACUAGUUGCCAGACUUAAGCGUUUGUUCGCGAAUCCCAAAGACGCUAAAAACUUAAGAUGGCAUGCAGAUGAGAGAACAACUGAUGGACUGCUUCGUCAUCCAGCUGAUUCAACGCAAUGGAAAAUUAUUGAUCAAGAAUUCCCCCAAUUUGGUGAAGAAUGUAGAAAUCUUAGGUUUGGCUUAGCUACUGAUGGAAUGAAUCCAUUUGGUAAUUUAAGUACCAAUCACAGUUGUUGGCCCGUUAUACUGAUAAUUUACAACUUAUCUCCUGGAUUGUGCAUGAAAAGAAAGUACAUGAUGUUGUCAAUGCUGAUAUCUGAUCCAAAGCAGCCUGGAAAUGACAUCGAUGUUUAUAUGAGGCCACUAGUUGAAGACUUGAAGUUGUUGUGGGUUGAUGGGGUUGAAAUAUUUGAUGCCUUUGCUUCAGAAACUUUCAACGAUGUAUAUGGGUUCAUUGACCCCUCUAUGACUCAUGAAAGAAAUAAAUUUGAUGAUAUCCAAACAUACAUCACCACCUGCUUUGGAAUGGGGAAGGAGAUAUAUUUUCUCUCUUAUAUACAUGGGUGUCAUUGGCAGCUACUUGUGAUCUCCAUACCGGAGAACACUGCUGUCUGGUUUUGUUCAUUGCAGAAGUCUCCUCCCAGCCCUCUUAGACAUGUAGUAGAUUGUUCCCUUGCAACACAUAUGAUGUUAUCUGGGAGAUCUAUUGCUACAGCUAAAAAGCUUGCAUGGGUUGCCCUUAAGUGCAAUAUACAAACGGGGUCAUAUGAAUGUAGUUACUACGUCAUGUUUUGGAUAAUGACCAUUAUUCGUGCACAUUACACCAGUGGAUGGGAAACGAGAUUCAAUAGGACUGCUCCAAUUCCAGAGAAGUCACUUCAACUAGUGAGGAAAGCACUGGCUAAAUAUGUAAUUCAUUUAUAUAAUAGUAUAUAG